This is a messenger RNA of Moneuplotes crassus, 1443 nucleotides long. The record is from the annotation of a GenBank genome assembly. NCBI's taxonomy places the organism in Eukaryota, Ciliophora, Spirotrichea, Euplotida, Euplotidae.
AUGAAGUCAUACUACGAGAUGGUCAAGGACCUGAACAAGGAAUUCACAAUUCCCAAGCUUGAUGAUAUCGAUUCCAACAAUUCCGAUCCCCUUAAAGAAUUCCGAGACCUCGACUUCUUGAAAGAGAUAGAACCAAUCUCUGAGUUUGAGAAAGAAUCUGUAUUUCAACAAAUUGAGGAACAAUUUGACAAAGUUCCUGGUAAAAGUUUAGUAAGAGCGAUCGGUAAAGGUGGAUUUGGAAAGGUAUAUCCUGUCACACAUAUUCAAACAGAAAUGAAAGUUGCGCUAAAAUAUAUCGAGAAAAAUACCCAUAGCGACAUUAAUUCAAUUGAAAGAUUAUGCAAUGAGAUAAAUAUUUUGAAAUAAGGUCCGUCAUCCAAACAUUGUCAAAUUGUAUCAAACUUUUGAAGACCCUGAUAAUCUCAUCCUCUGCACUGAGUAUCUAGACCUGGGUGAUUUAUUUGACUACACUACUCAAAGAGAGAGACUCACUGAGAAAGAAGCGAGGAGGCUAUUCAGACAAAUAAUAUUUGCCUUAAGCUAUCUUCACUCAAUUCGGAUCUGCCAUAGAGAUUUAAAACUUCAAAACGUAUUGAUUGAUCAGAACAAGAAUGCCAAAUUAAUAGACUUCGGGUUUAGCAAGGAAUAUUCUAAAGGAGAGAAAUUAAAUGAGACAUUGGGAACUCCAGCAUUUUCCUCACCAGAGAUAAUCCUCAGGAAGCCGUAUUUCCCUGAAAAAGUAGAUGUAUGGGGAUGUGGUAUAAUUCUCUACUUUCUCCUAACAGGGAAGCAUCCAUUCGCAAAUUUUAACAAAGAAGCUAUGUACAAAUAACAUCCUGAAUGGCAAAAUCAAGCCUCAUCGGUCUAUAAACAACAGAGUGGAGAGACUCCUCAAGGGUAUCUUUAAUGUUGACCAAAACAAAAGAUUCACACUUGAAGACAUCAGAGAGCACGAGUGGUUUGGAGACUACGAAAUCGAAGAUAUCAGAGGAUUUGAGCUAGGCAAAGAGCUCAUUGAAGUCAAUGAGAGUUUGGUGAAAAGAGUCGAAGAGCUUGGCUAUGACUAUACUUAUACUAAAGACUCUGUGGAGAUGUACAUUCAUAAUAACGAAUCAAUGGUUUACUACCUUUUGUAUAAAAAGUAUCUUGAGAGGCAAGCUAAUGAUACUUUGAAUAAGAUGAAGGAAAAGAGAUUGUAUACUAGAGCAGCUAUGUUUGAAGAAAAGAAACGUCCUGAAAGAAUCGAUACUAAAGCAUCUCUUCUUACAGCUCCAAUCCAGUCAAAGUCACCAUCAAAUUUGAGUGAUAGCAUUCAAGAGGAUAGAAGUGGCUUAAAGCCUUGAGAUAUAAACAAAAUUUGGACCUCUAGUCAAAAGCUUAGCUUCAUUAAUAGAGGAGGCAAGUCAAAAUUCUCUCAAUUUAAGGUGAAAAAUUAACACUCAA